Drosophila subpulchrella is the source of this 6713-nucleotide messenger RNA. RefSeq names its product myosin heavy chain, muscle (gene Mhc). The transcript has 19 exons. The coding region runs from base 118 to 5967 and encodes 1949 amino acids. Gene Ontology annotation, cellular component: myosin complex. The record is from RefSeq and is a predicted model, not a curated record. Gene Ontology annotation, molecular function: ATP binding; cytoskeletal motor activity; actin filament binding. Lineage: Eukaryota; Metazoa; Arthropoda; Insecta; Diptera; Drosophilidae.
UUCCGAAAUCUGAAACGGGAAGUUUUGGGCUCACGACGCGAUUAACUAAGAAAUUUUAAAAAGUCCCAAUAAUAUUAUUUCACGAGUUUUUAAGUUUCUAAACGAAAUUUAAUCAAGAUGCCGAAGCCAAUCCCAAAUCAGGAGGAUGAGGAUCCCACCCCCUACUUGUUCGUGUCUUUGGAGCAGAGGCGUAUCGAUCAAUCGAAACCCUAUGACUCCAAGAAGUCGUGCUGGAUUCCCGACGAGAAGGAGGGUUAUCUCCUUGGUGAGAUCAAGGCCACCAAGGGCGAUAUCGUCUCCGUCGGUCUGCAGGGUGGAGAGACACGAGACUUAAAGAAAGAUCUGCUCCAGCAAGUGAACCCUCCGAAAUACGAAAAAGCCGAGGAUAUGUCCAACUUGACAUACCUUAACGAUGCCUCUGUGCUCCAUAACUUGAGACAGAGAUACUACAACAAGCUGAUCUACACCUACUCCGGUCUUUUCUGCGUUGCCAUCAACCCUUACAAGCGCUACCCCGUGUAUACCAACCGUUGCGCUAAGAUGUACCGUGGCAAGCGCCGUAAUGAGGUGCCCCCCCAUAUUUUCGCCAUCUCUGACGGUGCCUACGUCGACAUGUUGACCAACCACGUGAAUCAAUCUAUGUUGAUCACCGGUGAGUCUGGUGCCGGAAAGACUGAGAACACCAAGAAGGUCAUUGCGUACUUCGCCACCGUCGGUGCCUCCAAGAAGACCGAGGAAGCCGCCAAGAGCAAGGGCUCCCUGGAAGAUCAGGUUGUGCAGACCAACCCUGUGCUUGAGGCUUUCGGUAACGCCAAGACCGUGCGUAACGAUAACUCUUCUCGUUUCGGUAAAUUCAUCCGUAUCCACUUCGGCCCCACUGGUAAACUGGCUGGUGCUGAUAUUGAGACCUAUCUGCUGGAGAAGGCCCGUGUCAUCUCCCAGCAGUCCCUGGAGCGUUCCUACCACAUCUUCUACCAGAUCAUGUCUGGCUCCGUUGCCGGUGUUAAAGACAUUUGUCUGUUGACCGAUAACAUCUACGAUUACCACAUUGUCUCCCAGGGCAAGGUCACUGUAGCCAGUAUCGAUGAUGCUGAGGAGUUCUCCCUCACCGAUCAAGCCUUCGACAUCUUGGGCUUCACCAAGGAGGAGAAGGAGAAUGUGUACAGGAUCACCGCCGCUGUCAUGCACAUGGGUGGCAUGAAGUUCAAGCAACGUGGUCGCGAGGAGCAGGCUGAGCAGGACGGUGAGGAGGAGGGUGGCCGUGUGUCCAAGCUGUUCGGUUGCGAUACCGCCGAGCUCUACAAGAACUUGCUGAAGCCCCGCAUCAAGGUCGGCAACGAGUUCGUCACCCAGGGCCGUAACGUCCAGCAGGUCACCAACUCGAUCGGUGCCCUUUGCAAGGGUGUGUUCGAUCGUCUGUUCAAGUGGCUGGUGAAGAAGUGUAACGAGACUCUGGAUACCCAGCAGAAGCGUCAGCACUUCAUUGGUGUACUGGAUAUUGCUGGUUUUGAGAUCUUCGACUACAACGGUUUCGAGCAACUGUGUAUUAACUUCACCAACGAGAAGUUGCAACAAUUCUUCAACCAUCACAUGUUCGUUUUGGAGCAAGAAGAAUACAAGAGGGAAGGCAUUGACUGGGCCUUCAUCGAUUUCGGUAUGGACUUGUUGGCCUGUAUCGAUCUGAUUGAAAAGCCCAUGGGUAUCCUGUCCAUCCUGGAGGAAGAGUCUAUGUUCCCCAAGGCCACCGAUCAGACCUUCUCGGAGAAGCUGACCAACACCCAUUUGGGCAAGUCGGCUCCAUUCCAGAAGCCCAAGCCUCCAAAGCCCGGUCAGCAGGCUGCCCACUUCGCCAUUGGCCAUUAUGCCGGUUGUGUGUCCUACAACAUCACCGGUUGGUUGGAGAAGAACAAGGAUCCCCUGAACGACACCGUUGUCGACCAGUUCAAGAAGUCGCAGAACAAGCUGCUGAUCGAGAUCUUCGCCGAUCACGCCGGCCAGUCGGGUGGCGGUGAGCAGGCCAAGGGAGGUCGUGGCAAGAAGGGCGGUGGCUUCGCUACCGUCUCGUCGGCCUACAAGGAGCAGUUGAACAGCUUGAUGACCACCCUGCGUUCGACCCAGCCUCACUUCGUCCGUUGCAUCAUUCCCAACGAGAUGAAGCAGCCUGGCAUGGUUGAUGCCCAUUUGGUUAUGCACCAGCUGACCUGUAACGGUGUGCUUGAAGGUAUCCGUAUUUGCCGUAAGGGCUUCCCCAACAGGAUGGUGUACCCCGACUUCAAGAUGCGCUACCAAAUCCUGAACCCCAAGGGCAUUAAGGGCCUCGACUGUCCCAAGAAAUGCACGAAAAUUUUGAUCGAGUCCACCGAACUGAACGAUGAUCAGUACCGUUUGGGUAACACAAAGGUGUUCUUCCGCGCCGGUGUCCUGGGUCAGAUGGAGGAGUUCCGUGAUGAGCGUCUGGGCAAGAUCAUGUCCUGGAUGCAGGCCUGGGCCCGUGGUUACCUGUCCCGUAAGGGCUUCAAGAAGCUCCAGGAACAGCGCGUCGCCCUCAAGGUUGUCCAGCGCAAUCUGCGCAAGUACCUGCAGCUCCGUACCUGGCCCUGGUACAAACUGUGGCAGAAGGUCAAGCCCCUCCUCAACGUCAGCCGUAUCGAGGAUGAGAUUGCCCGUCUGGAGGAGAAGGCCAAGAAGGCUGAGGAACUGCAUGCCGCUGAAGUGAAAGUCCGCAAGGAGCUGGAGGCCCUCAACGCCAAGCUGUUGGCUGAGAAGACCGCUCUGUUGGACUCCCUGUCCGGUGAGAAGGGUGCCCUGCAGGACUACCAGGAGCGCAACGCCAAGUUGACCGCCCAGAAGAACGACCUCGAGAACCAGCUGCGCGAUAUCCAAGAGCGCCUGACUCAGGAGGAGGAUGCCCGCAACCAGCUGUUCCAGCAGAAGAAGAAGGCCGACCAGGAGAUCUCUGGCCUGAAGAAGGACAUCGAGGAUCUGGAAUUGAACGUCCAGAAGGCCGAGCAGGACAAGGCCACCAAGGAUCACCAGAUCCGCAACUUGAACGACGAGAUCGCCCACCAGGAUGAGCUCAUCAACAAGUUGAACAAGGAGAAGAAGAUGCAGGGCGAGACCAACCAGAAGACCGGUGAGGAACUGCAGGCUGCCGAGGACAAGAUCAACCACUUGAACAAGGUUAAGGCCAAGCUCGAGCAGACCCUCGACGAGCUGGAGGAUUCCCUCGAGCGUGAGAAGAAGGUGCGCGGCGAUGUUGAGAAGUCCAAGCGCAAGGUUGAGGGUGACCUCAAGCUGACCCAGGAGGCUGUUGCCGAUCUGGAGCGCAACAAGAAGGAGUUGGAGCAGACCAUCCAGCGCAAGGACAAGGAGCUGUCCUCCAUCACCGCCAAGCUCGAGGACGAGCAGGUCGUUGUGCUGAAGCACCAGCGCCAGAUCAAGGAGCUGCAGGCCCGCAUCGAGGAGCUGGAGGAAGAGGUCGAGGCUGAGCGCCAGGCCCGCGCCAAGGCUGAGAAGCAGCGCGCCGAUCUGGCCCGCGAGCUGGAGGAGCUGGGCGAGCGUCUGGAGGAGGCUGGCGGUGCCACCUCUGCCCAGAUCGAGCUCAACAAGAAGCGCGAGGCUGAGCUGAGCAAGCUGCGUCGCGAUCUUGAGGAGGCCAACAUCCAGCACGAGUCCACCCUGGCUAACCUGCGCAAGAAGCACAACGAUGCCGUCGCCGAGAUGGCCGAGCAGGUUGACCAGCUCAACAAGCUGAAGGCUAAGGCUGAGAAGGAGAAGAACGAGUACUACGGCCAGUUGAACGAUCUGCGCGCCGGUGUCGACCACAUUACCAACGAGAAGGCUGCCCAGGAGAAGAUCGCCAAGCAGCUACAGCACACCCUCAACGAGGUGCAGUCGAAACUGGAUGAGACCAACAGGACUCUGAACGACUUCGAUGCCAGCAAGAAGAAGCUGUCCAUUGAGAACUCCGACCUGCUCCGCCAGCUGGAGGAGGCCGAGUCCCAGGUGUCCCAGCUGUCCAAGAUCAAGAUCUCCCUGACCACCCAGUUGGAGGAUACCAAGCGUUUGGCCGACGAGGAGUCGCGCGAGCGUGCCACCCUUUUGGGCAAGUUCCGCAACCUGGAGCACGACCUGGACAAUCUGCGCGAGCAGGUUGAGGAGGAGGCUGAGGGCAAGGCCGAUCUGCAGCGCCAGCUGAGCAAGGCCAACGCUGAGGCCCAGGUCUGGCGUAGCAAGUACGAGUCCGAUGGCGUUGCCCGCUCCGAGGAGCUGGAGGAGGCCAAGAGGAAGCUGCAGGCCCGUCUCGCCGAGGCUGAGGAGACCAUCGAGUCCCUCAACCAGAAGUGCAUUGGCCUGGAGAAGACCAAGCAGCGUCUGUCCACCGAAGUGGAGGAUCUCCAGCUGGAGGUCGACCGUGCCAACGCCAUUGCCAACGCCGCCGAGAAGAAGCAGAAGGCCUUCGACAAGAUCAUCGGCGAGUGGAAGCUCAAGGUCGACGAUCUGGCCGCCGAGCUGGAUGCCUCCCAGAAGGAGUGCCGCAACUACUCCACGGAGUUGUUCCGUCUUAAGGGCGCCUACGAGGAGGGCCAGGAGCAGCUGGAGGCUGUGCGUCGUGAGAACAAGAACUUGGCUGAUGAGGUCAAGGAUCUGCUCGACCAGAUCGGUGAGGGUGGCCGCAACAUCCAUGAGAUCGAGAAGGCCCGCAAGCGCCUGGAGGCUGAGAAGGACGAGCUCCAGGCCGCCCUUGAGGAGGCUGAGGCUGCUCUUGAGCAGGAGGAGAACAAGGUGCUGCGCGCCCAGCUGGAGCUGUCCCAGGUCCGCCAGGAGAUCGACCGCCGCAUCCAGGAGAAGGAGGAGGAGUUCGAGAACACCCGCAAGAACCACCAGCGUGCCCUCGACUCCAUGCAGGCUUCCCUCGAAGCCGAGGCUAAGGGCAAGGCUGAGGCCCUGCGCAUGAAGAAGAAGCUGGAGGCUGACAUCAACGAGCUUGAGAUCGCUCUGGAUCACGCCAACAAGGCUAACGCCGAGGCCCAGAAGAACAUCAAGCGUUACCAGCAGCAGCUGAAGGACAUCCAGACUGCCCUCGAGGAGGAGCAGCGCGCCCGCGACGAUGCCCGCGAACAGCUGGGUAUCUCCGAGCGUCGUGCCAACGCCCUCCAGAACGAAUUGGAGGAGUCCCGCACUCUGCUGGAGCAGGCCGACCGCGGCCGUCGCCAGGCCGAGCAGGAGCUGGCCGAUGCCCACGAGCAGCUGAACGAGGUGUCCGCCCAGAACGCCUCCAUCUCCGCUGCCAAGAGGAAGCUGGAGUCCGAGCUCCAGACCCUCCACUCCGACCUCGACGAGCUCCUCAACGAGGCCAAGAACUCCGAGGAGAAGGCCAAGAAGGCCAUGGUCGAUGCCGCCCGUUUGGCCGAUGAGCUCCGCGCCGAGCAGGAUCAUGCCCAGACCCAGGAGAAAUUGAGGAAGGCCCUCGAGCAGCAGAUCAAGGAACUGCAGGUCCGUCUGGACGAGGCCGAGGCCAACGCCCUCAAGGGAGGCAAGAAGGCCAUCCAGAAGCUGGAGCAGCGCGUCCGCGAGCUCGAGAACGAGCUUGAUGGUGAGCAGAGGAGGCACGCCGAUGCCCAGAAGAACCUGCGCAAGUCCGAGCGUCGCGUCAAGGAGCUGAGCUUCCAGUCCGAGGAGGACCGCAAGAACCACGAGCGCAUGCAGGAUCUGGUCGACAAGCUGCAACAGAAGAUCAAGACAUACAAGAGGCAGAUCGAGGAGGCCGAGGAAAUCGCCGCCCUCAACCUGGCCAAAUUCCGCAAGGCUCAGCAGGAGCUGGAGGAGGCCGAGGAGCGUGCCGAUCUGGCCGAGCAGGCCAUCAGCAAAUUCCGCGCCAAGGGACGUGCCGGUUCUGUCGGUCGUGGUGCCAGCCCAGCGCCGACAGCGUCAAAGGGCCGCAAGAGCGCGCUGCUGGAGCAGUAGAAACUUUUCUGAAACAUUUCCCCGUGCGACGUCCGUUAGGCCACAAUUCGACGGAUUGGCCUUCCCACCAAGAUUCGACCUUGCUCCUGAAAACGAAUUCUAAAUGCCAUUUCAUUUUUUAAUUUAUUUUAAAUGAUAUUUCAUAAUGAUUAUGUUUAUGAUUUUAAUUUAAUUUCUUAAUUUAAAAACAAAAUAAUAAAACUAUAACAAAAUAUAUAUCGAAAACGACGGGAGGCAAACCACCAACACCAACGCCAAAUGCACUUAGGCAAAAAAUGAAAUCAAAUAACAACUAUCGAUCAUGGAAUCGAUUACAUACAUAAGUGAACAGUAACAGGCUUUUGUGUAAGCGCGACAUUUGCCAUGGGGACACUGCUAGCUGGACCUGUAUUUGUAUUUGUAUUUAUAUAUUUUUAUACAACUUUCGAAAUGCAUUCAACCAACUAACUAUCAAAGAACCAAAUCGAUCCUCAACCGAACAACAUGAGAAACAAUCGAUCGCGAAAUGAGAGAGCCCCGUCAAAGUGAAGGCCCCGCGGCGGUGUCCGCCGGUAAAUGUCGCCCGCUGUUCGAAUAUUUUGAUCUAUAUGUAUUCUCAAUUACUUUUGUCAUACAGACCAGACAAGACUUACGGACGACACAAGCUAAAUGCACUGCGCUUAUGUUUAUGUUUAAUUUUGACUCUAUCAAGCAAUGAUAAAGAGAUAAGAUCAUCACUCGACACUAAAUGAAAAGUAUACAAAAAA